Molecule: messenger RNA, 2310 nt
Organism: Aegilops tauschii subsp. strangulata
Lineage: Eukaryota; Viridiplantae; Streptophyta; Magnoliopsida; Poales; Poaceae
Product: protein phosphatase 2C 35
Biological process (GO): protein dephosphorylation
Molecular function (GO): protein serine/threonine phosphatase activity
Source: RefSeq, a predicted model, not a curated record
CUCUGACCUCCCCCCGCCGGUCCUCCUCCCUACCCCUCCACCAUCGCGCGCGCGCCAUGGGCAACUCCCUCGCCUGCUUCUGCUGCGCCGGGGCCGGCGGCGUCGGCGCCGCCAAGAGCCGCCGCCGCCACGUCGCGCCGGCCGCGCUGCCCUCCGACCCGGCCUACGACGAGGGGCUCGGCCACUCCUUCUGCUACGUGCGCCCCGACAAGCUGCCCCCCGCCCACUGCUACUACCCCGCGGCCGACGACGGCGACCUGCUCCUGCCCGACGCCAAGGCGGCCGCCGAGGAGGCCACCACCUUCCGCGCCAUCUCGGGGGCCGCCCUCUCCGCCAACGUCUCCACGCCGCUCUCCACCUCCGCGCUCCUCCUGCUGCCCGCCGACGACUCCACCGCCUCCUCCGGCUUCGAGAGCUCCGACUCCUUCGCCGCCGUCCCGCUGCAGCCGGUGCCCCGCUUCCCCUCCGGCCCCAUCUCCUCCGCGCCCUUCUCCGGCGGCUUCCUCUCCGGGCCCAUCGAGCGCGGGUUCCUCUCCGGCCCGCUCGACGCCGGGCUGCUCUCCGGCCCGCUCCCCGGCGCCGUCGCCUCCGGCCGGAUGGCCGGCGGGGGCGCUGUUCCCGCGCUGCGGCGGAGCCUCUCGCACGGCGGCCGCCGCAUCCGCGACUUCACGCGCGCGCUGCUCGCCCGCACCGACCGCUUCCAGGGCCACCCGGAUCUCGGCUCGCCCGACGCCGCGGCGGCCGUCGCCGCGUGUGGCGGGGACUCCAAUGGGUUGCAGUGGGCGCAGGGGAAGGCCGGCGAGGACCGCGUCCACGUCGUCGUGUCGGAGGAGCGCGGCUGGGUGUUCGUCGGCAUCUACGACGGCUUCAACGGCCCCGACGCCACCGACUUCCUCGUCUCCAACCUCUACGCCGCCGUGCACCGCGAGCUCCGCGGCCUGCUCUGGGAGCAGUCCCAGGAGGACCAGCCGGGCUCAGCGCCCAGCACCACGGCCCCGGACCACCAGGACCAGUGCACCCGCCGGCGCCGCGCGCGCCGCUCCAGGCCACCGCGCAGCGGCAGCGGCAGCGUCGACGACAACGACCAGCGGCAGUGGAGGUGCGAGUGGGAGCGCGACUGCUCCAGCCUGAAGCCGCCGACUCAGCCUCCUCCCCGGAGCAACGGCGAGAACGACCACAUCGCCGUGCUCAAGGCGCUGGCGCGCGCGCUCCGCAAGACCGAGGACGCGUACCUGGGCAUCGCCGACAAGAUGGUGGGCGAGUUCCCGGAGCUGGCGCUCAUGGGCUCCUGCGUCCUCUCCAUGCUCAUGAAAGGGGAGGACAUGUACGUCAUGGGCGUGGGCGACAGCCGGGCUGUCUUGGCGACAAUGGACAGCGUCGACCUCGAGCACAUCAGCGAGGGCUCCUUCGACGGCUUGUCGCCGUGCCUGUCCGCCGUGCAGCUCACCUCGGAUCAUAGCACCUCCAUGCCGGAGGAGGUUCGCAGAAUACGAAAUGAGCACCCCGAUGAUCCGUCGGCGAUCUCCAAGGACCGCGUGAAGGGCUCGCUCAAGGUGACCAGAGCGUUCGGCGCCGGUUUCUUGAAACAGCCGAAAUGGAACGACGCGCUGCUGGAGAUGUUCCGGAUCGACUACGUCGGGUCGUCGCCCUACAUCACGUGCAACCCUUCCCUCUUCCACCACAAGCUGAGCACGAGGGACAGGUUCCUGAUCCUCUCCUCGGACGGGCUCUACCAGUACUUCACCAACGAGGAGGCGGUGGCGGAGGUGGAGAUGUUCAUCGCGACGACGCCCGAGGGCGACCCCGCCCAGCACCUCGUCGAGGAGGUCCUCUUCCGAGCGGCAAACAAAGCAGGGAUGGACUUUCACGAGCUGAUCGAGAUCCCGCAGGGCGACCGCCGGCGGUACCACGACGACGUGUCCGUCAUCGUCAUCUCCCUGGAGGGCAGGAUCUGGAGAUCCUGCGUGUAAAUAUACAAUAAUAAACAUACUAGUAGCAGUAGGCUAGAGAGAGGAAACGUAUAUACAGAGAGAGAGAGAGGUGUUCUUGCAUUGCAUUGCGCAUUGCAUUGCAGGCCAUGAGUAUUUGGUUGGUGCCGUGCGCGCGGCUACUCCGCCCCAAGUCGCGAAUCCGCCCUUCUUCUUCCCCCAGCUGCCGCUGUACAAUAUCAACAAAGUGCUGGGUAGGAUCUGGUCAUCUGGUGGGUGCUUGGCACGUUGCGUUGCGUCCAGCUAGCUGAGUCACGGAUGAUGAGUCGGCCGUGUAAAAGAGGAUUUGUUCAUCAAUUAUUAAUUGGGUCUGUCUAGGACA